Molecule: messenger RNA, 480 nt
Organism: Perkinsus marinus ATCC 50983
Lineage: Eukaryota; Perkinsozoa; Perkinsida; Perkinsidae
Exons: 4
Coding region: 1-480 (159 amino acids)
Biological process (GO): mRNA splicing, via spliceosome
Cellular component (GO): post-mRNA release spliceosomal complex
Molecular function (GO): RNA lariat debranching enzyme activator activity
Source: RefSeq, a predicted model, not a curated record
AUGGAGUCCCAAUACAACAGCGAUGUCGUGGUGUUCGAAAGAUGGGCUCAAAUGCGGUCCUCAGCAGCCAUGCACAUGCAGGUGCAUUUGGUCGGGGUUCCUCGAGAAGGAGGAAAGCCUGCAGACUCCCAGAAAUGGCUAGAGCAGGUCACCACUAUGGCUGAUGACCAUGAGCUCAAGGUCCACAAGAUGGGAAGAUACUCCAGGGACGAGAUCGAAGGCAUCGCUAAGACCACGUCAGAGUCUGGCACGCCUCCAUAUAUCUACAUGCAGCUGCCAGGCCCAAACAAAGUUCGACUCCUUCUGACGCCGACUAGAACAUCAAGUGUUCCGAUGAAUUUCGGUCGAGAAGCUGUGGUGAAGUGUAUGGGCCUUCCGACUGAGAGACUCGAGUGGCGAAGCUGCCAGCAGAGCACCGAGGAGGAAACCGAACUCGCGAGGAAACUGAAAAUCUCUUUUGAAACUGCCAAAAGACAUUGA